Molecule: messenger RNA, 1129 nt
Organism: Thrips palmi
Lineage: Eukaryota; Metazoa; Arthropoda; Insecta; Thysanoptera; Thripidae
Exons: 4
Coding region: 107-1069 (320 amino acids)
Source: RefSeq, a predicted model, not a curated record
ACAGUAGACGAUUUGACCACGAAACGACAACUGUUUAAAUAGCGAAAACAGGGUAUAUAACGCGGCACGCCCCGAGGCAAGUCGUGGACGGUCAUCCCCAGCCAACAUGUCACCCAAGAGCUUGUUCUUCCUCCUCGCUGUCGGCCUCUGCGCCACGCAGAUGGUGUCCGCGCACCGCGAGGCGCGCGGCAUCGCCGAAUUCUUCAACACGGCCAAGAACAAGCUGUCCCAGCUGCUGCACAAGGCCGAGGACCCCAUCCUGUCGAGCAUCAACACGGUCAAGCAGUACAUCAACAACCUGGAGAACAAGCUCCUUGAAUCCGGCACCACCGCCCUCAACAAGGCAGGGCUCCAGGUCAACCUCACCGACCUGGCCGACCUUGUCAAGGACACUGCCAAAACCUGCGCGAAGGACGAAAAGGUCAAGGCUGGCGCUAAGGUGAUCCUCAACGACAUGGCUUCCUGCGUCGUCAAGGACGUGACCACCCUGCAAAACCUCAUCGAGGAGAUGGAGGACCUCUGGGACACCGCCCGGACCAUGCCCUCCGCCAUCAAGGACGUCGCCAACCGCUGCAAGACUGGUGAAGCUGUCCCCGCGGAUCCCCUGCAACUGACCGUCACCCUCGACACCAGCGACCACGAGUUGGCCGAGGCCAGCAACGAGCUGCUGGUGACCGCCAGCAAGCACCUGAGCAAGCGCGCCCUGUUUGACCUGUCCCGCGUGACCAACUGCGUCAAGAACAUCUUCGACUUCGCCAAGAACGACCUCGUCAGCAUCCCCGGUGACGUCAUCACCGCCGCCACCCACGCCUACCAGGUUGUCCAGAGCGUCCAGGGCGGCAUCCCCGCCUGCGUCGCCAAGAAGGCCACCGAGAACGUCGACGAGAUCACCAAGCUGGGCCUCGAGGUCGGAGCCUGCCUCGCCGCCGGAGUCGCUGACGGAGACCUCUCCACCAACCCCUCCCUGAGGGUCCUGAAGCAGCUCUCCGUCGCGGCCGACGCCCUCAACAGGCUGCAGGACUCCUCCGCUCUGAGCGCCGCUGGUCAGAUCACCCAGUACCUUGGUUAGGUUUAGCCACUGGUUGCCACUGUCGCAAUUGAAAAAUAAACAAUGAAUCUGGAAAGCCUG